UGUCCUUAACCACAUUUCACAUGGUCGGCUUACUCGGCGCUGUUGAUUAUUGAUUAAUUCGAGAAAAUAUAAAUUUUUUAAUUUUCAUUACCGCGUUUCUCGUACUCAUCACUGCUUUCAUCACUUAAUCAGACAAUAUUCUAUUUGUAUUGUACAUUUUGAUUUCAAUCUAGAACAAAAUGAAGCUAAAACGCAAUCCAUCUACUGAAGAUAGUAUUAAAAAAAAACAAAAGCUAAAUACUGAAGAUUCAAUUGACUAUACUAAAUCAUUAACAUCAGAAGAUGCUGAAACAAUUGAAUCUGGAUUUGAAGAAUUAGAUAAUGCUGAUAAUCCUCAAGCCAUUAAAAAAAAAGUACCAAAAACUGAUAAACAGAAUAAAUCACCAAAGAAAUUUAAAGAAAAAACAAAUAUUAAAAAUGAUGAUAAGCCUACUGAAAAACCUAAUUGGAAAGAGUUUAAAAAAGAAAAACAAGAGCUUCGACUAAAACGUAAAACUCAAAAAUGUCCAUUUUAUGAAGCUGUCGUGAAAGCUAAAAAGAUCUGGGAACAUGUGCGUCGUGAUGAUUGUCCCAAAGAAAAAAAAGAAACCUUACUGAAGGACCUUUUUAAGUAUUCCAAACCCCAUUUACAAACAAUGGUUUAUUCACAUGACACUGCUCGUAUAGUUCAAUGGAUGUUGAAACUAGGAACACCAGAACUUCGUUCACAAGUCAUAAAUGAGCUAAUAAAACAUGUUCCAAAAAUGAUACUUUCUAAGUAUGCUUGUUUGUGUGUAAAAAAUAUGUUAAAACGAGGUGAUGCAGAACAGCGUAAAAUUAUAAUUAAUUCCUUGAAAGGAAAAGUUUAUACAUAUACAUUACAUACAAACUCAGCUAAGAUCAUGGAUUUGAUUUAUACAACUUAUGCAACACCAGACCAGCAGAAUGCAAUGAUGCAUGAGUUAUAUGGUGCAUCUAGUAUCUUAUGUGAUUCACCCAAUGUAUUAUCAUUUACUGACGUAUUGAAGAAUUCACCAAACACAAAGGACAUUAUACUUGCAAAGACAAAAGAUCACAUUAGAAAAUUUGUUUUAAAACAAAAGACUUCUAUGCAGACAACAUUAGUUCAUAAUUUGAUAUAUGAAUACGUUUUAUAUAAAAAUGGACAAGAAUGUGAUGAACUGUUCACUUCACUUAAAGAAUUUCCAAUAGAACUAUUUUAUACAUCCAAAAGUGGUUGUCAUCUUGCUAUGUACAUUAUAUGGUCUGCAAACUCUAAGGAGAAAAAGUCUAUACUGAAACAAAUUAAGACUACUGCUGCUACGCUUGAUUUAGCCACAUCAGAAUAUGGAUAUUUAAUUUUAUUAACUCUUUUUGACUCUGUUGAUGAUACAGUUCUAGUAAAAAAGACAAUUAUUCCUGAAAUUUUGAAACACCUUGAAGCAAUUGCAACUAAUGAGCAUGGCCGUAAGGUUAUAUUAUCAUUGGUGGCUUGGAGAGAUUCAUCAUAUUUUCAUCCUAGAGACAUUGAUCUAAUGAAAAAAGGAGAAUCAUUAAAAGACUGCAAAAAAGAUGAUAAUGUGCGAGUAAAAGAACUCUUAGAUGCAAUUUCCGAUGGUUUUCUACAGCACAUUCUAAAUAAUCCAAAGUUCUGGUUAAGUAGUGGAACAAUGGCAAUGGUAUUACUAGGAAUACUAAAAUCAUGCAACGGAGCAAAAUUGAAAGAAGCAAUGACAUCUGUAGCAAACUUUUUAAUUGAUCCUAAUAGUAAAGUAAAGGAUAAAAUUGGAAAAGUUCCUGUUUAUGAACACUCUGGUAUUCAUUUGGUAUUAAGAAAGAUAAUAGGACACGAUAAGAUUUUAGCAGAAAAUAAUGAAGCAACAUUUUCUGAAAUAUUAUCAUCUGUAAUUACUACUGAUACAUUAAAAUCAUGGGUUAAAUGUAACCGUGCCUGUUAUUUGCUUGUUCUAAUGAUUGAAUCCGAAGUCGAGUUGGCUGUGAAAAAUAUAAAAUCACUGUUUUCAAUAACAAUGAUGAAUUUGUUAAAGGAACAAAAAUUUGCUGGGGCCAAAGUUUUAGUGACCAAGUUAAACUCCCUAGCGACCAACAAAUAAUUUAUUUUUGAAAACCGUUUGAAUAUUAGACAUUAAACAAUUAAAAAUGUGUGUAUAAUACUUAUAAGAGAUAAUGAUAUCUAUUUUCAUAUAUAUAAGUAUUAAUUAUCUUUUUCCUAUUAUCUACAAUUUGUAUCAAAAAAAAAAAAAAAUGUAUUUUGUGGAUUAUCAAUGUAUAUUGUUGCAUUUUUAUCUGUUUUAUUAAUGGUUUUUUUUUUUAAAGAUACUGUAUAAAUGUCAAACAACUUGAAUAAAAAAAUGUUAAUUAUUA
Molecule: messenger RNA, 2364 nt
Organism: Aphis gossypii (cotton aphid)
Lineage: Eukaryota; Metazoa; Arthropoda; Insecta; Hemiptera; Aphididae
Gene: peng
Product: protein penguin
Exons: 12
Coding region: 180-2093 (637 amino acids)
Biological process (GO): regulation of translation
Cellular component (GO): nucleolus
Molecular function (GO): mRNA binding
Source: RefSeq, a predicted model, not a curated record